AGCCCCUGGCUCAGAUCCUGCGAUUGAAGAACAGCCUCGACCUGGCACAGCCUGCACACCUCGCUGGGGCUGUCCCCUGAGACCCGCGGCCCCCAAGUCCGCGCCGAGAACCCCGACUCGGGACUCCGGCCCGCAGUUCCCGCACCACCACAGUGAGCAACCGUGCGCGUGCGCGAUAACGGAGGCUUAAGCGCGUCACGGCACGCAGACCUCCGCAACGGAAACCCUGGAGACCAUCCGGGAGGCUGCGCGACCGUUGAGGAUCGCGCGGGCGUCGACCCCACCCCCGGCGUACUCCAGCCAAUCUGGCCAGUGGCUGGAAAUACAAGCGCUCUGGCGCGCGCUGCUGACGCUGGCCAAUGGGAACGGCGGGCGGCGGCGCGGUAUGCCGCGCGACAAUGGCGGGUCGACGCGGAGCGCUAAUUGUGCUGGAGGGCGUGGACCGCGCCGGGAAGAGCACCCAGGCCUGCAGGCUGGUGUCCGCGCUGUGCUCCGCGGGGCGCCGCGCCGAGUUGCUCCGGUUCCCAGAAAGAUCAACCGAAAUUGGAAAACUUCUGAGUUCCUACUUGGGAAAAAAAAGUGAGGUGGAGGACCACUCUGUGCAUCUGCUUUUUUCUGCAAACCGCUGGGAACAAGUGCCAUUAAUUAAGGAAAAGUUGAGCCAGGGUGUGACCCUCAUCGUGGACAGAUACGCAUUUUCUGGUGUUGCCUUCACAAGCGCCAAGGAGAAUUUUUCCUUGGAUUGGUGCAAGCAACCGGAUGUGGGCCUUCCCAAACCUGACCUGGUCCUGUUCCUGCAGCUGCAGCUGGCAGAUGCCGCUAUGCGGGGUGAGUUUGGCCAGGAGCGCUAUGAGGACAGGCCCUUCCAGGAGCGAGCCCUGCAGCGUUUCCACCAGCUCAUGGCGGACACAACACUGAACUGGAAGAUAGUUGAUGCCUCCAGAAGCAUUGAAGACAUCCAUGUGGAGAUCCUUGCGCUGUGUGAGGAUGUCAUCUGUACGGCCAUGCAGAGGCCACUGGGGGAGCUGUGGAAGUGACCUCAGGCUGCCCCCAAAGACACCUGCCCCUCAAGGAAGGCCUGAGUACCCAGCAAAAUUCAGAUUCCACAAUUGCAGGAGCUUUUGCCUAGUGGCACAAACCUCAGGUCAGACCUCUCUUGACCUAGGUUAGGUGUACCAGGGACCCCUGCAAUUGGGGAUGCUAGUGGUGUAGACACAUCCACAGUGGAACAGUUUUCCUCUGUCCUUGCCUUUAUCCUGAAGAUGUCACUAUAUUAUGUUUUCUACUUGAACUUUAAUGAUAACUCUGAGCAGUUUCAUUGAGAUCACUGGAAAUGGUAAUCAGAUAAAAUUCUCCUAAAUUUCUUAUAGGCACUAAUAAAAAUUGACCUGAAAAUGUG
This is a messenger RNA of Nycticebus coucang (slow loris), 1399 nucleotides long. RefSeq names its product deoxythymidylate kinase (gene DTYMK). The record is from RefSeq and is a predicted model, not a curated record. Gene Ontology annotation, molecular function: ATP binding; dTMP kinase activity. Gene Ontology annotation, cellular component: cytoplasm; nucleus; cytosol. Bases 360 to 1037 code for a protein of 225 amino acids. The transcript has 5 exons. Lineage: Eukaryota; Metazoa; Chordata; Mammalia; Primates; Lorisidae. Gene Ontology annotation, biological process: dUDP biosynthetic process; dTDP biosynthetic process; dTTP biosynthetic process.